UGCUGGGGUUUUCCUGACGUGGACAUACAGGUACAUUGAUAAUUGACUGAUUGAUGCAUUGUGUUUUCUAGCAGUUAAUAAUGUCAGUGGUCCUUAAACUGGCCAUUGUCUUGUUCAUUGCUUUACCGGGGGUCACCAGUAUAUAUAAAUAUGCUUAUAAUGCUGGUAGUGAUGAUGAGAACAAUGAUGGAGUACCCGAUUCUCUUGACCUUAACAGAGAUGGUAAGCUUGAUCACCCAGGGUGCCCACACAACAAAGCAGCACCAGUCUUGAACCCAGCCUUACUACAAACUAGAGAUGAACCAUAUAGAGACCUGGCCAACACAAGUGCCAGUCUCCUUCAGGGAAAUUUAGGAAUACGACCACUGCUGAUUUUGAAUCAAUAUGAUGUUCAAUAUGAGGCAUUUGUACAUCAAAUACGAACAUAUGGAGAUAGACCCUUUGACUAUUUAACAAAUGAAGUUCAAGGGCAAAGAGGUUUUUUCAAUCUACCAUUUGGACAAACAUGGAAGAGUUAUCGACAGAUUAUCAUGAGGUACUACUCCAACAAUGUUAUACGCCAGCCAAUUGGAUUUGAGCAAUCAAUAAAGGCUGAACUUGACUAUUUAAGGGGAAUAUUAAAGACUGGUGCUAAAUUGGAUAUCAGUCAAGUCUUAGCCAGACCUUUACUGAGAAACUUCUUUUUUAUGAUAUUUGGCACAAGUUUUACUGACUUCACAGAUGAUAUUGACAAGAAAAUAAUCCCUCUCUUUGUGACAUCUCUAACACUUCGCCCAAAAGUAAUAGAUGCAGACUGGGAGCCAAAGAAAAGAGAAACAGAACCUGUGAAACUUUAUAUUGAGAACACAAAGAAGAUUCUGUCAGUGCUGAAAACUAUGAUCCAGGCACAUUUCAUGAAAAAGCCAAAUGGGAUUGGAAAUGCACUAGCAGACAAACUGAGAAAGAAUAUACAACAACGCUUAGAGGCAAAGGGAGAGGACACAUGCACAUUUGAUGAGCUCACAGCUGUAAUAUGGGACCUCCUGCAAUUAACAGUUCCUGGGAUAAUUAGAAAUCUCAACUGGUAUUUCUUAUAUAUGCUCAACUAUCCAGCAGUUCAGAGUAAAGUACAAUCUGAGAUAGAUCAGUACCUAAAAGGAAGAGCAGCAAAUGGCCAAGAUCAACUGAACCAUAUCUUGCCUUAUACAGAAGGUAGCAUACUGGAAGUGUUACGUAUCAGUCCACACACAGCAAUCAAGCGACGAACCAAUGCACCAUCUUGUCUCCAUGGUUACAACAUCCCCUCUAAUAUCACUGUAGUGCCCAACCUAUGGAAAGUAAGCAAUGACCCACAUUUAUGGGAAAAGCCUGAAGAGUAUCGCCCAGAACGUUUCCAAGAUGGGAUAAGAUUUGGCACACCAGCAGCAUUUGUACCUUUCUCUAUUGGGUUAAGACGUUGUCCAGGUGAGGCUGUGGCCAAAAUGUGGAUGUUCCUGUAUGUAACACCCCUACUACAGGAGUUCAAAUUCAUUCCUGAGGCAAUUGAUGGUUCACCUCCACCAUUAGAGUCACUACCAAGGCGUCUUUUUGAUCUGAUCACCCCUGUACCAUAUAAACUGAUAGCCCAGAUGAGAUAAUUCCAAGAGAAAAUGAAUUUUAAGAAUACAGUCUAUAAUCUAUGCUGAAUUACAUGUACUUCUAUUCCAAGUGAUCAUUGAUUUAAUUGAGUCUAAUAAAUAUAGGUAUAAAUCACCUUAAUAAGUAUUUCGUUGUGAUCAUUAUUUUAAGAUUGACAGCAGCAAUAUACGCUAGUCCUGCAUACUAGAAAUACCACUACCACUUUGUAACAAGUUGUAGCUCGUGUGAAGAGGG
Owenia fusiformis is the source of this 1851-nucleotide messenger RNA. Lineage: Eukaryota; Metazoa; Annelida; Polychaeta; Sabellida; Oweniidae. The record is from the annotation of a GenBank genome assembly.